UUGAUAAAAGUGGAUAAGAAUUUUCGUACAGACUACGUAAGGACUCGGCUGUUAAAAAUACGAGUUUAAUUCGUGAGCCAUAACUAAAAACAUGCUAUAUAAGCAGUUGGAAGCAUUUAAACAAGAAUUAUACACAUGUGUCAGUUCUGACAAUUUAAAACCCUGUUGUCAAUGUGCGUCAGUUGCACGCACAUGUGUGUGAAGUAUCGUGUUGUACAUGUUCAUUUUUGACAAUUUAGAAAUUUCUUGAUAAAAUGUUUAUGGAACGGUUAUUCCAGUCUACGGAUCGCGAAUUAGCAGAAAAAUAUAAAAAACGAUGGCUCGAAUCAGGUCAAAAUUAUUUGUUCUACUUGUGGGGGUUAACUAUGCACUUGUUUCUGUUGUGGGGAGUGCUUGAUGUUAAUUUUCACUCACCGAUCAUCAAGGAAUUGCCGGUUGUGCCGGCGCCGAUUGGGGCACCGGCUAAAAGGAUGUUGCUCUUUGUCGCGGAUGGUCUGAGAUUUCAGACGUUCAUAGACAAGCCACCACCUUACCUCAGGAAUGUGAUGGAAAACAAAGGUGUCUGGGGAAUAUCUCACACAAGAGUACCCACAGAAUCAAGACCGGGACAUGUGGCAAUUGCUGCAGGACUGUAUGAGGAUCCUAGUGCUAUUUUCAAAGGAUGGCAAGAAAAUCCAGUGGAUUUCGAUUCCGUUUUUAAUCAGAGCCAUGCUACUUGGGCUUGGGGCAGUCCAGAUAUAAUUCCAAUAUUUACAAAAGGUGGCAAACAAAAUGUUCAUGGAAAAAGUUAUCCUCCCUCAUGGCAAAAUUUUGAUGCAAAUUUGAAUAAUGAAAUCACGCGACUGGACUCAUGGGUGUUCAAAGAAUAUCUGGAAUGGUUGCAGUCUUCAACAGCCGAAACAGUGAGAAGUCAACAUGGAAUUAUUUUGUUCUUCCAUCUACUUGGAUGUGACACUUUGGGACACGCGAAGAAACCACAUUCCAAAGAAUAUGUGAAUAAUAUGAAUUACGUCGAUCAGAGGAUUAAAGAGAUUGUGAACGCGACAGAAAGCUUUUUUGGCAAUGGCACCACCGCUUAUGUAUUCACGGCGGAUCAUGGAAUGACAGAUUGGGGAUCUCAUGGAAGUGGUUUGCCGUCUGAGACUGAAACGCCGUUGAUUGUUUGGGGAGCGGGAAUAAAAUCCUCUGGUUUCCGUCAAGAUGUUGAACAAGCGAGCAUAGCUCCUCUUAUAGCAUCUCUAAUAGGAAUUUCUGUACCUGUGAAUAACGAAGGUGCGUUACCGUGGCAGUAUUUCGAUGUUUCCUAUCACAAGUAUGUUGGCCAGUAUUUACUGAGUAACGCGAAGCAACUUGGUCAUCAAGUGACUGGAAAUCGCGCAAUAAGUUGCGAAAGUAAUGGUCACAGUGACUUGCGAGAGAUAAAGUUGAAUGACAAAGUUCGCAGAGCUGCUGAAUAUCUUGAUAAAGGAAAUGUAAUGGAAGGAAUUCGAGAAGGCGACGAAGCGAUCACAUUCGGCAAGGAAGCCUUAUCGUAUUUCCGACAGUAUCAGCGAACGCGAUUUUUUAUAUAUUUGUCAAUAAUGUGGCUCGGUUGGAUACUUGUGUUAUUUUUGAAAAUUGUUAAUGUAAAAACUCGAUAUUCUAUCUCUCCAUUGCGACAUUCUCUGUCGCAAUUAACGAAUAUCGGAUUUGCAGUUCUACUAAUGAUAACUCUAGUUAGCCACAUAGUGUCUGAUUGCAACAAUUGGAGAUUACCGUGCUACGCGAUGUUCGCCAUAAUAUCCGUGUGGUUUGCCGUUAUCACUCUGAUCACGUCAACACCCGUGUUUGUAAAACGAAGCAAUCGGAAACUUUCCAUAGAUAUUGGGGGCACAUUGUUUCUGUUAUCGAUACUAUUUGUUGGACUGACGUACAGAUUUGCACUUAGCGUAGGCGUAUUAUCUUCAGUGCUGAUACGAAAAGCAAAGGCAAAACGUGUGCCUCCUCUUAUGGUUUUCACGUCCGUAGCGCUGUGUGUGUUUCCACUGCUCCCAGUUGUGGAACCAUACCCACGCGUCUAUGUUGUGAUUCUUGGCAUAUGUAUGGCAAUGACGAUAAUGUUCAUCAACGAGUCAUCGUGGGGUCGAAGAGUGAUUGAAAUUGUACGUUUAGUCGUCACGAGUCUCGUGUACACCGAGUUCAUUGACGGUCGAUACUGGAUAUCGUGGAUUAUUCUGCUAACUACGCCGUUGUGCAUCUGGCUUUAUCCAAUGUCAAUCCAGAAAAGAACGCUGGGUAUAAUGCUCGGAUUUUUCUGCCCGCUCACGUUAUUGUCCGCAUCCUAUGAGCCGCUGUUUUUCCUGAUACUCACGCUUAAUUUACUCAGUUGGCUGGAAGUCGCCCCGAGUACUUCGAAGAGCCCAGAAGACAUGCGGAAGAUCACGAGAGACUUGUUCAAGGCUGCGUUUUUUAUGCUGUACAUACUGUUGUGUUUCUUCGGCACGGGUAACAUGGCAAGCAUCAGUUCGUUUGACCCAUCUUGGACGCGUCACUUCGUCACUGUUUUCUCCCCGUUUUUAAUGACAUCUUUAAUACUUUUCAAACUCAGCAUUCCUUUGGUGAUAGUUGGAUGCGUGAGCUACUCUCUGGAAUCCGAAGAACACAAGAAGCCUAUUACAUUAGCUAUUCUUUUUCUAGGCGAUUGUCUAUCGCUGCCUUUGAUGCAUUGCGUCACGCCUUACGGCAGUUGGCUCGACAUCGGUAGCGCCAUCAGUAAAUUUAUCAUUGCUAUCUCUCUUCCUUGUCUCUUCGUACUGGUACGAUGUCUUUCACGUCCGUUGAUGAAAUUAAAUUUUAACCGAUUUCAGAUAAAUUUGAUACCUCAGAAGAAGCAUGUAGUAUAAUUGCUGUUUUUGUACACUAUAUAUAAUAUUGCGAUAAAUUACAAUUAAAUUAUUUUGGUUUCUAUUGGACCAAAGAUAGAAGUAAACCGAUAGUUCAAGUUUGUAUUGUUAGCGCAGUCGUUUUUAUGUAGAGCCUACAUACUAUUUGUAUAUUUUUCACAUAAAAAUAAGAUAAAUUUUAAAUCGAGAGAACCAAUUCGAGCUAAAACUCGUCAAUUUUGUAUUAGGUAAUUUUAUAGAUACUUGUCUUUUAAAUUAUAUUUAUUUUGAAAAUAGUUGUAUUGAUUUCAUCAAUAUUCAAGACUGAUCAAUUAUUAAAUCAAUUAUCAGUCAAAUCAUAUUAAGUUAUGUAUAAUUAUAUAUGAUGCAGAUUUGCUCAAGUAAUCUAAUAUCAUAGUAAGUAUGGUUUUAUAUCUCAAACAAAUUUUUUAUCUCCUAUAAUAUAAUACAUGAUUAA
Pseudomyrmex gracilis is the source of this 3339-nucleotide messenger RNA. RefSeq names its product GPI ethanolamine phosphate transferase 1 (gene PIG-N). Lineage: Eukaryota; Metazoa; Arthropoda; Insecta; Hymenoptera; Formicidae. Gene Ontology annotation, molecular function: mannose-ethanolamine phosphotransferase activity. Gene Ontology annotation, cellular component: endoplasmic reticulum membrane. Gene Ontology annotation, biological process: GPI anchor biosynthetic process. Bases 255 to 2882 code for a protein of 875 amino acids. The record is from RefSeq and is a predicted model, not a curated record. The transcript is spliced from 8 exons.